Messenger RNA from Plasmodium gonderi, 4701 nucleotides. RefSeq names its product regulator of nonsense transcripts. The record is from RefSeq and is a predicted model, not a curated record. Lineage: Eukaryota; Apicomplexa; Aconoidasida; Haemosporida; Plasmodiidae. Gene Ontology annotation, cellular component: cytoplasm. Gene Ontology annotation, biological process: nuclear-transcribed mRNA catabolic process, nonsense-mediated decay. Bases 1 to 4701 code for a protein of 1566 amino acids. Gene Ontology annotation, molecular function: RNA helicase activity; RNA binding; zinc ion binding. The transcript has a single exon.
AUGGACAGCACAUUCGACUAUAACCAAAUGGAUGUGAACGAUUUCGAUGAUUUCUAUGAUUUCUGCAACCGGAAUGAUAAAAAAAAUAAAAAAAAAAAUGAAAAGAAAAUUUCAGAAGAAUUUCACGAGAUGGGUGUAAAAAGUGGCACUAAUAGCAUAGAUGACACAGUUAAUUCAUCAGAUAACAGUAGUACGAGAUAUAAAGGAGAAAGUAAAAAGGAAAAAACACAAGGAAAGCAAAGAAUUAAUAAGAAAAGUAGAAAGCCAACACAUCGUUCUUGUAACAUUUCUAAUGAAAAGAGAUUAGAUUCUCUACCGGAGGAGGAUGGAUAUCCAUUUGAUAUAGCAUCUUUUACAUUAGAGCAAAAGUGCAAUCGUGCCCAUGGUUCUAUAGACGCUGAUGAGCAUAUUGAUUUUGAAGGUGAAAUGAAAGGAGGAAUUUUCAUGGAUGAUGAAAAUGAUUAUGAUGGAUGGAACUCCGGCAGAUUUAAGAAAGGAAAGAAGAAAAGUCAUAACAACAGCAGGAGAAGAAGGAGCAACAGCAGAAGCAGCAGAAGAAGCAACAGCAGAAGCAACAGCAGAAGCAACAGCAGAAGCAGGAACAAGAACAAUGGUGAGAACAACAGUAGUAAUAACAAGAGCAAUGGCUAUUCGGUGGGAGAAAGAAGCAAGGGCGGAGGGAGCACAUCGAAUCAGUAUAGGAACACAUCGAGGGAAGAUUACAAAAUGGAUAGGAAAAAAAAGGACGAAGAAUUUAAUGACUCGAAAAAAUACUCAAGAGAAUAUAGCGAAUACUCCAACAGUAACUGUGAUGACAUGUAUAGCUACAGUGGUGAUAUAAAAUGUAUGAACAAGUCAGAUAAAGGAGCAUUAAAAUAUUAUAGAUGUCGUUACUGUGAAAUGGAUUCUGUUGACAGUGUAGUUCAAUGUAACACAUGUAGUAGAUGGUUCUGCAAUGGAUCUUACGGCACGUGUGGUAGUCACAUAGUAACACAUUUGGUGAGAUCGAAACAUAAAGAAAUUAAAUUGCACAAAAAAAGUUUACUAGGGGAAACUAUUUUGGAAUGCUACAAUUGUGGAUGCAAAAAUGUGUUUUUACUUGGUUUUCUACCAACACCUGAGGAGGGAGUUGUCGUUAUCAUUUGCAGGGACCCAUGUUUGGCAAGAUGCAUUUCCAUGAGCGAUAAGGGUAAGGAGCGACCUGACAAGAAAUUGGAACAGAACCGAAUGGAACCACGUAAUACUGGAAAAAAUGGCACUCUGUUUGAAGAAAGCAAAAAAAAAAAAAAAAAAAGGAAAAAAAAGAAGAAAAAAAAAGAUUCACCUGAUGAAAGAUUCCAUGCACAUUAUGGAAUUAACGUUAGCGAUGAAAAUGAUAAUGAGAAUGAAAAUGAGCUUGGGCAUAUGCACCUACCGAAUGAAGACAUUGAUGGGAUGAAAAGGAAAGAAUACAUAAGCAGUGAAGGCAAUGGGUGGAGCAACAAUGAACAUGAUGAGAAGGAUGUCAUGCACAACUAUGGGGAGAAGAGAUGCAAAAGUGAGAAGAAUGUAGAAAAAGGAAAAGAUGAAAAAAGAAGUUCAAUGUAUGGAAGUGAGAACAAAGUAGACUCGGGAGAAGAUAAUGAUAGGAGCGGUGCAUGGACUGAGUGCAAUAGUGGCAGCAGUAGUGGCAGCAGCAUUGGUAGCAGCAUUGGCAGCAGUAGUAACAGUAGUUGUAGUUUUGGAAACAGCUUAAAAGAAUUAAUAAAGAUGAAGGACUGGGAUUUAAGUAAAUGGCAACCUGUGAUUGAAGAUAGGUGUUUAUUAGAUUGGCUAGUAAACAUUCCAACAGCAGAAGAAGCUGAAAAAAGAGGGAAGAAAACAACAUCUUAUAAUGUAAACAAAUUGGAAGAAUUAUGGAAAAACAAAAAAGAUGUAUAUAUAAACGAAUUAGAUGCAGAAAUAUUAGAUGAUGAACCAGCGAAAGUGGAAUUAAGAUAUAAAGAUGCAUAUCAUUAUCAAUCCAUAUUUGCACCAUUGAUUCAGUUAGAAGCAGAUUAUGAUAAAUCUAUAAAGGAGGGACAGAAACAAACAAAUGUAAGUGUAAGGUGGGACAUAGGAUUAAAUAAAAAAAGAUAUGCACAUUUUAUUUAUGUAAAAGAAGAAAGUGAACUAAGAUUAGUAGCAGGAGAUGAAUUAAAAUUAUCUUAUACCUAUCCAAAUGGAAAUGUAUGGAAUUGUGAAGGGCAUAUUUCAAGAAUACAGAAUACAGAAGAAAUUGCAUUAGAAUUAAGAACAUCUAAUACAUCUAAUGGGCCGUGGAUGUAUAAUAUAACUAAUGGAUAUACAGUUGAAUUUGUUUGGAAAAGUACAGCAUAUGAUCGAAUGCAAUUAGCUUUAAAUGAAUUUGCAAAAAAUUCGUACUCUGUAAGUGGUUAUUUAUAUCAUAAACUACUAGGUCAUGAUGUAUCAGAAGAAUCAUUAAAUUAUUACAAAAGCAUGCUUAGUAAUCAUAUAAGUGGGAAACGUAACCUCCGAAUUGUUAACUAUUCUGCUCCUAAUUUAGCCCCAUUAAAUCAUUCACAAAUAGAUGCAAUUAAAAAAAGUUUAAUUUCUCCCCUGUCUCUGAUUCAAGGUCCUCCAGGAACAGGAAAAACAUUAACAUGUGCAACAUUGGUUUACCAUUUAUCGAAAAGUAAGAUGGGAAAAGUUUUAGUUACAGCUCCAAGUAAUGUUGCAGUAGAUCAGUUAUCAGUAAGGAUACAUAAAACAGGUUUAAAAGUGGUUCGAUUAUGUGCUAAGAGUAGAGAAUAUGUGCCAAGUAUUGCUGAUUAUUUGUACUUGCACAAUCAGAUGAAAUUAUUAAAGUCAGAUGUAGGGGAAGAAUUAAACAAGUUACUUGAAUUGAAAGAAGAAGUAGGAGAAUUAUCACAAAAAGAUGAAAGAAGAUUAAAAAAAUUAAUUUUUUUUGCAGAAUACAAAAUAUUGUUAGAUGCUGAUGUUAUAUGUACUACAUGUGUGGGUUCUAUGGAUAAAAGAUUGAAGCGAUUCCGUUUUAGUCAAGUAUUAGUAGAUGAAGCAACACAGUCAACAGAACCCGAAAGCUUAGUUCCGCUAGUUACAGGUGCAAAACAGAUAGUUUUAGUUGGAGAUCAUUGUCAACUAGGUCCAAUAAUCGUUUGCAAAAAAGCUGCAAAUGCAGGAUUGGGUAAAAGUUUAUUCGAAAGAUUAGUAAUGUUAGGAAUUACACCUUUUAGAUUAGAAGUACAAUAUCGUAUGCACCCAGCGUUAAGUGAAUUUCCAUCUUAUGUUUUUUAUGAUGGUUGUUUACAAAAUGGUAUUACAUUGAAAGAAAGAGAAUAUCCAUUGAAAGAUUUUCCAUGGCCCAAUCCUAAAUGUCCAAUGUUCUUUUACAAUUCAACUGGAUUAGAAGAAAUGUCAGCAUCUGGAACUAGCUACUUAAACAGAGCUGAAGCAUCGAAUAUGGAAAAGCUAGUUAGGACUUUAAUUAGAUGUGGUUUGAAACCAAGCCAAAUAGGUGUUAUAACACCUUAUGAAGGUCAAAGAGCAUAUAUUACAUCUUUAUUUCAGAAAAACAUUUCAUAUCAACAUUCAGCAGAAAUAGAAGUAGCAUCAGUUGAUGCAUUUCAAGGAAGAGAAAAGGAUUUCAUUUUACUCUCUUGUGUUAGAUCGAAUAAAAAGUUAGGUAUUGGUUUUUUAAAUGAUCCCAGAAGGUUAAAUGUAGCUUUGACUAGAGCUAAAUAUGGAUUGAUCAUAUGUGGUAAUGCAAAAGUAUUAUCUAGACAUCAUGUUAUUUUGAAAAAAUCACACAAUUCAAAUGAAACAAUUACAAAUGUCAAUUCUGUUUGGAUUAAUCUACUAAGUCAGUUUAAAAAAAAAGAUUUAAUUGUUGAGGGAUGCUUAUCAAAUUUGAAACCGUUGAAUAUUUUUAUUCCAACCCCUACCAAACAACCUUCGAGGUAUAUAAAUUUCAGUUAUUUCAUGCCUCAUGAGCGACUUGACAGAAGGGAUAAAUUCUCUGCAGGUCUUCUUCCAACAGGGUCAUACAUGCAUGACAUUGGGUGGGGAGAAGACAGUAGUGGGGAUGGCAGAAGUGGAAGAAGUGGUAGACGUGAUGGAGGUGGCGAACAUGGCAGAGAUAGGAACGCAUAUAAUGGAAAAUUGAAAAAGGAAAAGAAGAAAACAUUUAUGGACAUGAACAUGUCAAAUCUUAGCUAUUGUAGUGAUGACGUGAUGAAUAAAGAUUUCAUGAGCUACAUGAAUAACAGGUAUGGAGAAAAAGGAAAAAACCAUGUAUUAAAUUCAUACAUAAAUAACAUGAGUCAUUUAUCUCAAAUUAAUGAUUAUUCCAUGAAUAAUAAAAAUUCCUUAUCUGAUAAUUUAUCUAUGUAUGAUGAGAUUCAAUCACACUCAGGAAACAGGAACAAAUUUAUGAGUCCUAAUUUUAUGUACUACAACAACAGUGUUAUGGGAGAUGAUAGAGAUGGAACAAAUCAGAUAAGCACCAUGGAUAUGAAUCAUACGAACACUAAUUUAUUGGAAGCUAAUUUUAGUGGAGACUUGAUUAGUUCAUAUAUGAGAAAUGCAGAUAUGUUUCCACAUUCCCUUUGUAAAAAUGGGAGGGGUGAUAAUGAUAAUUCAAGUGUGAAGAACGAACAUAAUAGACAUAAAAAUCUCUCCUCGUGUAAAGGAUUCAAAUAA